Molecule: messenger RNA, 1237 nt
Organism: Linum trigynum
Lineage: Eukaryota; Viridiplantae; Streptophyta; Magnoliopsida; Malpighiales; Linaceae
Source: the annotation of a GenBank genome assembly
UCGUUUUUCACUCUGUCUCUUCCUGCUCAUUCUUCUUCCUCCAACCAAACCCACGCAGUAGAACGAAAUCGAGUUCCGAAACCCUAGACCGAUAGCAGAGGCAAAAGAAGGAAGAACCCCCCCUGAGAUUACGAAACAAUGGCGAUCGCUCGAACAGGAGUUUACGUUGACGAUUACCUGGAGUAUGCAAGCACGCUGCCCGCUGAGCUUCAGAGGCUUCUUAACACGAUCAGGGAACUCGACGAGCGAUCCCAUUCAAUGAUCAAUCAAACGAGGCAACAGACGAAGUUCUGUCUAGGAUUAGCAUCGCAGAGCUCAAGGAAAGGUAAUGGCAAUGGCUGCAAUAACUAUAAUGGUAAUGAAGAGGACGACGCUGUCGAAAGAAUGAGAAAGGAAAUUGAAGCAAAUCAAGACAAUGCCUUAAGUUUGUGCACUGAGAAGGUUUUAUUGGCAAGGCAGGCUCAUGAUCUUAUAGACAGCCAUAUAAAACGGCUUGAUGAGGAUCUGAACAACUUUGCAGAAGAUUUGAAGCAAGAAGGAAAGAUACCGCAAGAUGAACCAGCUAUAUUGCCGCCACUGUCUAUUAUGAUUCCAAAACCGGAAAAGCGUAAACCCUUGUAUGGAACACCUCAAUCAAAAAGGAUGGAUUUUAGGGACAGAGAUUGGGAUCGAGAACGUGAUAGGGAUUUCGAGCUCAUGCCUCCACCAGGGAGCCAUAGAAAGGAUUUUGCUGUACCCGUUGACGUCGAUCAACCAAUUGAUCCCAAUGAACCAACCUAUUGUGUCUGCCAUCAGGUAUCCUUCGGUGAUAUGAUUGCAUGUGAUAACGAAAAUUGCCAAGGAGGAGAAUGGUUCCAUUAUACGUGCGUUGGGCUUACACCAGAGACUCGAUUCAAGGGAAAAUGGUACUGCCCAACCUGCAGGCUUCUACCUCACUGUCAGUGAUGAUAAUACCAUAAUGUUUAUAGUUCCAGUCAAACAGCAGGCUUCUUUUUUGCUUAUCUAUUUUUUCCUUCGUAUUGAUCUGUUGUUGUAGUUGCAGUUGCAACAAUGUAUUUAUUAUGAAAAUGAAUCUGAUGUGAAACAUAUUUAGUACCCAUGAAUUUUUGCUGGGAAAUUGUGCUCUGUUAUCAUGAUGAUUGAUGAACUUCCUUUCCGGCUAUUCAAGUGUCUCACCCUUCCCUGCAGCUAGGUAAAACAGAAGGGGGAAAAAUAUAGAUAAAACAGAGAAGAUUUG